AUGUCUACUCCUCGCUUUUGUGUAAAGUAGAGAGUGUCUGGUUCAACAAAAACUGACAUCUUUAUAAAUCUAUGUUCAAAGGUUAGUACAAAUAUUAGGUCUUAACUUUUUUAAAUCAUUGGCAGAUUUAAAGUCUGCAAGUUAGGCGUUUGUGGGUUUAUGUUUUUGUGUGUGCUGUGUGCGUGUAUAGAGAGAGAGAGAGAGAGAGAGAGAGAGAGAGAGAGAGAGAGAACCUAUUGACAUAUUGGGUCAUUUCCUCAUCAAACUCUUUUGACGCAGUGAGAAUUCGAGGUCUGAGUGAACAUAAAAUAAGAAAAACAAAGGUAAGAAACCAUCACCUGAAACCUUGAUUUAACAGAUUAAACCGCUGCAGAAUUGGAUUUAUGAUUUCUCCGUCUUACAGGAAGAUGAAGAAGACAUUUGUAUGUGAUGAAUCCAUGAUCAUCACCAUUCCUAUUGGGAGUCUGAGGAACACCACUGAGGGUCAUCUGAUGCCUGAGAAGUUCAACUGUGUGUACAGAGACUCCUACAAGGUGUUUGCUCUCAAAGGGAAACCUAAAUCUCUUGGAGUAAGUUGGGCCGUUUGCAGAUCAUUACAAAGCUUUGUGAAUAUAAUUUUCUGAAAGGCUGUGUAUUUCUCUGUUUCUCUAAGGCAGCUCAGGCUGUAGCUGGGGUGUUUAUUCUCACCCUGGGUCUGAUUUUUGGUCGGACAGAUGCUGGUGUGAGGUUCGACAUCUGGAUCUUUACCCUGCCGAGCACUGUGGUAAAGAAAAAUGCAGAUAAAUGUAUUCACACUGAAAGUAGAGAGUUUUUUGAGAGACCCUUUCAGUUUUAUUUAUUGGGAAAAUAAAAUAGUAAACUAAUUCUUCAGGUAUUUCCACUCUUCGUUUGCUUUUACAGCUGCUGUUUAAGAAAGUUAAUCUUUGGUGCACAUCUAAUCCUCAACUUCCUGUUACUAUGACAAUGUCGCCGCAGGAGAGCAAUGAUAGUUCACCAUCUCACCCAGACUUUUCUUAUAUUCUGUCAAAAUGUAUUAUCAGGAGAUGGUCAGUGUGUCAUUCCUGUGCCUCACGAUGUAUGUAUUUUUAAAUAUAUUUAUGUUUUUGGUCUUUAUCUCAGUUUGUGGUCUCUGGUAUGCUGUCCUAUGCUGCUGGACGAUUUCCAAACAUACAUGUGGUAAGAUUAAAAUAUAUAUUAAGCUAUUAAAAAAUUACAUUUUUCUGAAGAAAUUUUAAAUUGUUAUUUUAACAAAGGUUUUGACCUUUUUGGUUUAAAAUAGGGUUAUGUAUUGUCUAAAUAGUGAACACCUUUAAAACAUGGUAGCAAUGACAGUUUUAGAGACUGGAUUUCUCUCAGGAUGUUUUCUUAAUUGAACCCUAACAAGACUGAUUUCUGUGUCUAAAACCAAAAUUUAGACGUGCUUCUCCAAACCCAAAAUUUUAGUUACAAAUGGGGAUUGUUCACAACAUCAGAUUGGAAAAGUGCAUUCAACCAUAUGGAUUUUUUAAGCAGUAAAAUACAAUGAAAGGUUUGCAGUAUAACUAAAAGUCAUAAUUUUGAAUAACUAAUAACUAAUAAGUUAAUUUCAGUUAAUAAUAAAAUUUGACAUCCUAUUUAUCAUCAGCAAUGGAAGCCAACAAAAAAAAUUGAAAGAUUUUCAGACAAAAGUGAAGAUUUGUUAAUGAAAUUGAAAUUAUUACAUUUAUUGAUUAGUUUUUGUAAGAAAUAAUUGAAUGUAAUGAUUUUAAAAUCAUUUGAUCAUGGUCUGUAAGAAUCAGAAUUUGAUUUAAAAAUGGAAAUGGAUUUUUCAGGGUCCCUAACAAUAAUGGCUUGUAUGAUGUUGAACUCCUGCAUUAUUUCUGCUUCUUGCCAGACGAAGCUGUCCUUCUCUCUGAACAUUAUCAGCAUCUUCUGGUCCUUUGUGGCUGUUCUUUUCAGUGCAAUGUGGUUGUAUGAUGUGCAAAUGCAAAGCUCUAAGAAUAUUCAGGUAAAAGAAAAAAUCCAGAAUGCAUAAAAGGAAUUCCUUUUUGGCUUAUUAAAAUACAAAGCGUAUGUGUUUGAACUUUUACACAUGCUCUGACUUUUCACACAGCUCUGCAGAGGGAUCAACGGCCUGAUCAUGACGCUGCUAAUUGUUGAAAAGCUCUUAGCUAUUGUCUUGACAUACUGGUUGAGUAAAGCUGUAUGCAGGGAACAUUUCAACACUUUGGUAAGUCUGUCUUUGACCAAACACUAACUUUAUACAGUGUUCCAUAAAUAGUGUUUCUGACUAAUGUAUUAUUUUUUACAGCCCAUCAUUCUGCUGAAACACGCAGAGUGAACUAGAAGACUUAAUGGGGCCCAAAAAACAACAUCAUCAAUUUACUCGCAACCUACUUUUUAAUCUAUAUAUUCUGCAUGAGAAUACCAUCAUCAGAGGAUAGGUAAUGAGUUUCCAGAUUAUCUUUUUUUAAAUAACCCCCCACUGUGUGAAGAGUGUGCAGAAGACAAUGUUUUAUAUUUCUCAGCAUGCAAAGACUGUUGAUUCAAACUGUUUUUUUCUCUGUAAAGCAUAGAAGCUGUUCAGAUUAUUUUAUAUCAUUUAUUUUAAUUUCUCUGUAAAUAUUUUUGUUCUAUUUACACGCAUGGGUGUUUAACUUGAUCUCUCUCAGCAAAGUUUUAUCUGUGAAUAAAGGUGAUUAUUUGACUUGAU
Molecule: messenger RNA, 2692 nt
Organism: Xyrichtys novacula (pearly razorfish)
Lineage: Eukaryota; Metazoa; Chordata; Actinopteri; Labriformes; Labridae
Source: the annotation of a GenBank genome assembly